Messenger RNA from Mobula hypostoma (lesser devil ray), 4087 nucleotides. Its product is annotated as gastrula zinc finger protein XlCGF7.1-like. Gene Ontology annotation, biological process: regulation of transcription by RNA polymerase II. The coding region runs from base 1690 to 2400 and encodes 236 amino acids. Gene Ontology annotation, molecular function: RNA polymerase II cis-regulatory region sequence-specific DNA binding; DNA-binding transcription factor activity, RNA polymerase II-specific. Lineage: Eukaryota; Metazoa; Chordata; Chondrichthyes; Myliobatiformes; Myliobatidae. The record is from RefSeq and is a predicted model, not a curated record. The transcript has 3 exons.
AUAAAAUUAGAGCAAGAGGAUUAAACAGACGAGAAUUCAGAGAAUAUUGUGAAAUGUUAGAGUUGGAAUAUGGCGAUCUCGUCCUUCAUUGUGAGGUGUGCUGGCUUUCUAGAGGACAGGUUCUGAGUAGAUUUUGGAAACUGAAAGAUACUGUUCAUAAUUUUCUAGAAGAGAAAUAUGAGCUGCCUGAGGAAAGAGACCUUUUAUGUGAUAACAAUUGGCUAUUUGAUUUAGCAUUUUUAGUUGAUGUUGCCAGUCAUCUCAAUGAUCUAAAUUUGAAACUCCAGGGCAAGAACAAAUUGUUUCCUAGCUUAGAAAUGAUAUCAGUGCAUUCAAGAUGAAGUUAAAACUGUUCACCUCUCAGUUAGAAAAUGAGGAUUUGAGCCAGUUUUCACACUUAAAAAGAGUGAGUGAAUGUGCUGAAGAUAAUGGCAAUUUUACAAAAUAUAUUGAAAAAAUCAGGUUAUUGCAAGAGUCAUUUGAAAGUCGUUUUCAUGAUUUUGCUAAAGAAGACUGCAUGCUUGCAUUUAUAAACCCAUUUUCACUUAGUGAAGAAAAAAUCAUGAAGAUGCCUAGUAACAUACAAGUGGAACUUAUUGACUUGAAAACAAAUAUAUUAUUGAACAUGAAAUUUGAUGAGCUUCCCUCAGUCCCAAAUGCUUCUGACAUGAUUAAUUUCUGGUGAUCAUUACCCUGUGAACAUAUUCCAAAACUAAGAAAAUUUGCCCAGAGUUAUAUCUGUUGUCUUGGAACGAUGUACAGAUGUGAACAAGCAUUUUCAGCCAUGAAAUUGAUUAAAAACAAAACGAGUUUGCAAUUGACUGAUACAAAUUUGAAGAAUUCUCUGCUGCUCUCAGUAACUAAUUUAACUCCAAAUAUUAAAAGCUUGGCUAAAUCAAAACAGACUCAAAAGUCUCAUUAAGUUUCAUAGCUCAAUCUACGAUGAGAGACACCGCUCAGAAGCAGAGGCCUACCCUCCAGGCACAGCAAUAGGCCACACUGGCUCCUUCUUUGAUAUUUCCUGUGUAACUGCAAUAUAUCUUUGGAGAGGAAGAAGCAUCUCAUCCCAGCUGGAAAGGUGCUUUGUCUGAAAUGAAGAUUUCUGUUGUAACUCAGUGAAAUCGACUGGCACCAGGGUGCUGAGAAUUCACCAACAUUUGUUCACCAGAGAUCAGUUCUUCAACUGAAUUGAUUGUGUGAGGGAUUCGCUCACUCAUUCCACCUGCUCAACAGUGGAAAGGGAUUCACACAUUCAUCUAAGGCAGGCCAGUCAGUUCACACCAUGAAGAGACAGUUCACCUACUGAGACUGUGGUAAGGGAUUCACUCAGUCAUCCGAUGUAAAGAGACACCAGCAAGUUCACACUUGCUCAGAUUGUACGAUGGGAUUCACUCAGUCAUCUAGCCUACAGUCACAACAUUCAGUUCAUAAUGAGGAGAGGCCAUUCACCUGCUCAGACUAUGGGAAGGGAUUCACUUCGUCAUCUCAACUGAAGGUACAUCAGCAAGUUCAUACUGGGGAGAAACCAUUCACCUGCUCAGACUGUGGGAAGAGAUUCACUCAUUCAUCCAACUUACAGAGACACCAGCAAGUUCACACUGGGGAGAGGCCGUUCACUUGUUCUGUGUGUGGGAAGGGAUUCACUCAGUUAUCCAGCUGAAAGCACACCAGUCAGUUCACUCUGGGGAGAUGCCAUUCUCCUGUUCAGACUGUGGAAAAGGGUUCACUCGGUCAUUUGGGCUGAAGGUACAUCAGCGAAUUCACACUGGGGAGAAGCCAUUUGCCUGCUCAGACUGUGGGAAGGGAUUCAUUCGGUCAUCUGACCUUCUGGCUCACCAGUCAGUUCAUACUGGAGAGAGGCCGAUCACCUGCUCAGAAUGUGGAAAGGGAUUCACUCACUCACCUAACCUACAGAGACACCAGCGACUUCACACUGGUGAGAGGCCAUUCAUUUGUUCUUUGUGUGGGAAGGGAUUCACUCGGCUAUACAGCCUACAGGCACACCAGUCAGUUCACACUGGGGAGAGGCAGUUCACCUGCUCAGAAUGUGGGAAGGUAUUCACUCAGUCAUAUGAGCUACUAGCCCACCAAUCAGUUCACACUGGGGAGAGGCCGUUCAUCUGCUCAGAAUGUGGGAAGGGAUUCAUUCGCUCAUCCAAUCUGAAGAGACAUCAGCGAGUUCACACUGAUGAGAGGCCAUUCACCUGUUCUGUGUGUGGGAAGGGCUUCACUCAGCUAUCUAGCCUACAGGCACACCAGUCAAUUCACAGUGGGGAAAGGCCAUUCACUUGGGAAUGGAUUCACUCAGUCAUGUCAACUGAAGGUACAUCAGCGAGUUCACACUGCGGAGAAGCCAUUCACCUGCUCAGACUGAGGGAAGAGAUUCACUCAGUUAUUUGAUCUAAAAGUACAUCAGCAAGUUCACAAUGGGAGGAAGCCGUUCACAUACACUGAAUUUGGGAAAAAAAUUCACUCAGUCAUCCAGCCUUGUAACACACUAUCGAGUUCAUACUGGGGAAAAAGUUUAAAUACUCUAAGCUGCAUGCUCGAUAUCAGGAUGUUUGGAUAUGACCCGUGCGAAGAGAGAGAGACACUGAAGCAGUUGACAGUUCACUGGCUUUUAGAUUAGAUUAUGAGGACACGCAGUCCUCUUUUAUUGUCAUUUAGUAAUGCCCUUGCAUUAAGAAAUGAUACAAUGUUCCUCCAGUGUGAUAUCACAGAAACACAAGACAGACCAAGACUGAAAAACUGACAAAAACCACAUAAUUAUAACAUAUAGUUACAACAGUGCAAGCAAUACCAUAAUUUGAUAGAGAACAAACCAUGGGCACAGUAAAAAAAAGUCUAUAAAGUCUCUCAAAAGUCCCAUUAUCUCACGCAGAUGGUAGAAGGGAGAAAACUCCCCCUGCCAUGAGCUUCCAGCGCCGCAAACUUGCCGAUGCAGCAUCCUGGAAGCACCCGACCACAGUCCGACUCUGACUCCAUCCGAAAACUUCGAGCCUCCGACACCGAGCACUGAGCACCAUCUCUGCCGAGCGCUUCGACCCCAGCCCCGGCCACCAGUAACAGGCAAAGCCAAGGAUUUGGGGCCUUCCCUUCCGGCGAUUCUUGAUUGCACAGUAGCAGCGGCAGCGAACCAAGCAUUUCAGAAGUUACUCCAGAUGUUCCUCCGUGCUUCUCACAUCUGUCUCCAUCAAAUCAGAAUUGUGCAUGGCCCCUACUUACAAAUACCGAUAUCAUUCACCGGAGAGGCCGCGCGCGUUGCGUCGCGCCAUCUUCUCCUCCCUCCCUCUUAUGCGAACUUCGUAGCAUUUUAAGACAACAGAAAACAAUAAAUGCUAGGCCAAUAAGGCUGUUAACUAAAGCUCUCUAACUGAAAGAUAAAUGCCAACACUGCUGCUGAAAGCAAUAUCUAAUUACUGAAUGAAUACCAGUCCUUUCCAGCACCAGUCAAAACAGUAGACCUCUUUCUCAGACAACUUACUUCGCUCAAGUCUCGACUACAACAAAAAGAAGAGAGUUAAAUACUGCCAUAAUGAACCAGUAAUUAGCUGAAACUUGCACAUUCACGAGCAUCAUCCAUUGGGAUAUAAGACCGUUCCUCAAGACUAGGUUAUGUGGUCGGCACAACAUUAAGGGCCUGUAAUGUGCCGUAAAUUUCUAUGUUCUAUACCCUUCACAAUGCACAAUGUAGUGAAUCUUGCUCCGUACCCGGCGAGAUGCCAGGAGGCACUCCACAUUAUAGACCAGGGAACUGUGGAAAUAUGUUCAAAACUUUGAAAUUUUUUUAUGUAUUUAAUCUAGUACCUGUAUAAGCCUAGAGUGUUUUUCUAUGAGUGUAUACAUGAAUGAAAACAUGUAAACUUCUGAUUAUUGAGUAACCAGGGGAAGGUAGCUAAGGAGGAGAUUGGUAUAUUGUGUGGCCUUGAAUAGAAGAGAAACAAGACUGCAGCUGCUGAAUGAGAGGACUGAGCCAGCCAGAACAGUUAACAGCCAAAGAUUUAUAAAAACAGACUCUGUAAGCUGUAAAAUGGAAGCCGCCUGCCAUCUAGUGUGAGGAGUGGACGAGGACUACGUCUUGCAAGUA